Messenger RNA from Coffea eugenioides, 717 nucleotides. RefSeq names its product tabersonine 16-hydroxylase 2-like. The record is from RefSeq and is a predicted model, not a curated record. NCBI's taxonomy places the organism in Eukaryota, Viridiplantae, Streptophyta, Magnoliopsida, Gentianales, Rubiaceae. Gene Ontology annotation, molecular function: heme binding; monooxygenase activity; oxidoreductase activity, acting on paired donors, with incorporation or reduction of molecular oxygen. The transcript has 2 exons. The coding region runs from base 1 to 717 and encodes 238 amino acids.
AUGGAAGUGCUGAAACUGCAGGUUCACCUUUGGAUUCCUACACUCUUGCAGACGCAACACGGAAGUGAGGUGCAGGACAUUUUCUCUGCUGGGAGUGAGGCAUCAGCAGCAACCAUCGAAUGGGCGAUUUCUGAAAUGAUUCGAAACCCACAAAUAAUGAAAAGAGCACAAGAUGAGGUAAGAAAUCACUUUGACAACAAAGGAAAUGUUGAUGAAUCACGCCUUCAUGAGCUCAAAUACUUGCAUGCAAUCAUUAAGGAGACCUUCAGGCUACAACCAAGUGUUCCACUCUUAUUGCCAAGAGAAUGUGCUGAACAAUGCGACAUCAAUGGUUUUCAAGUGCCAGCGAAGGCAAGAAUCAUCGUUAAUGCAUGGGCAAUUGGCAGAGAUCCCAAUUACUGGAGUGAAGCUGAGAAAUUUAACCCUUCACGAUUUCUUGAUUCGAAAAUUGAUUUUAAAGGGGAUGAUUAUGAAUACAUCCCAUUCGGAGCUGGAAGAAGAAUUUGCCCAGGCAUAUCAUUUUCUCAGGCAUCUAUUGAGCUGACACUUGCACAAUUAUUAUUCCAUUUUGAUUGGAAGCUCCCUGGUGAUCUAAAACAAGAGGAAUUAAACAUGGCUGCAAGAUUUGGCGUGACAAUGAGGCGGAAAAAUGAUCUGCUUUUGAUUCCAAUUCCUUACAGUCGUUCUUGCUUGAGGAUGAACAAUUUCAACCUGUAG